UAUAGGUAAUUAUUAUCAUCGGCAACAGACGGUGGUUGCGUCUUUUUCAGAGACGAAAAUCGCUGCCAAAAGAUCUGGACGAAAUCUUUGUAUAUCAACAUCGAUUGACCGUUUUCGUAUCGCUCAUAUCCUCCUCGCUCAGCGAUACGCGAAAGUCGGUUUUGUUUAUUUCCGUGGGUUCGCGGUCUCGUUUUUCGGUUUAAUAUAGCGAAUUUUAGUGAUUUUGGUGACUUUUGUUGUUAUGAUUUCGAGCUGUGAGUAGUAGACUUAUAGAUACGUUUAGUGGAUCACCAGUGGCAUCCUGCCCCGCAUGGCACGACGGCUGAGAUCAACUGACCAACGCCCACACCUCGGGUUGACCAAGGCACGCAUGAAAAGUUACAUGAGAAGAAGCACCAGCUCGUUGGCGUCCCUACGCAGGCAGUUCAGCAGAGACUUACAGGAAUGGCCGAAAACGACAUGGACCGUAAAAUCGAAAACGUUAAAGUUAACGGAACAGAAGUGAGUGAACAGACGCGCGUCGACGGUGAUGGUCUCGUGGCGAGCGUCCAGAGCGGCGCAGCCACCCCCCGUAGCAUCUACGAGAACCCGAUAGUGCGACAUAGCACCCCUAUAGAAGAGGAAAAACCCACCCUUAGGGUGCAGUUCAACAAGGAAGAUCACCAGAAUGAGCCGGGGGUCAGGGAGCAGCUGUUGCGCUCCAACGACAGCCUGUCCUCCAGCUCCAGCUCGAGCUCGGAGAGCGAAUCGUUGGAGUACACCGAGGCCAGACCCCCGGACGGCGGUUGGGGGUGGGUGAUAGUAGCGGCUUCCUUCAUGGUGAACCUGAUCGCGGACGGGAUCACUUUCAGUUUCGGGGUGAUAUUCGUGGAGUUCGUGGACUAUUUCAAGGCCGAUCGGGGUACCACGGCGGUGGUUGGUGGGUUGUUCAUGGCGAUGCCGCUCCUGUCCGGUCCCAUAGCCAGCUUCCUGACCGAUAGGUACGGCUGUCGCAAGGUUACCAUAUUCGGAUCCAUCCUGUCCUCCAUAGCCUUCGUUGUGAGUUCCAGGGUCAACAGCAUGAUGAUGCUGUAUCUGACGUUCGGCCUUAUGGCCGGUUUCGGGUUGAGUCUUUGUUACGUCGCCUCCGUGGUCAUUGUAGCUUACUACUUCGAGAAGAGGAGAUCCUUCGCUACCGGUUUGGCGGUUUGCGGCAGCGGUAUCGGCACUUUCAUCUUCGCCCCGCUGAUCCAGUUCCUCCUGGACGAAUACGGGUGGAGAGGCACCACCUUGAUCCUCGCCGGUCUAUUCUUAAACUUAGCCGUGUGCGGUCUGCUGAUGAGGGACCUCCCGUGGACCUUCAAGAACCAGAAGAAACUCGCGAGGGAGAGGAAGAGAAACCGCGAACUCAAACGGAGGAAUAAGGGCUCCUCCGUGGACACCUUCUCGGUGAGCAACAGCACCAACACGGCGAGCGCCCUUCAACCGAUCCUGGAGGCCGCGGAGAACGAGACCGCCAACAGCAGUCAGGAGAACAGGCUCUAUUCGUCCCUGGUCAACCUGCCCACCUACGUGGAGAACGGCGAGAAGGUACCGAUCGAGGUGAUCGAGCUGCUGGCCUCCCACAAGAACGUGUACAACGUGCUCAAGCAGAACUACCCUGGGUUGCUGUCGCCUUCAAGGAGUUUCAGCGAGUCCGCCGGCCUGAACAACGAGGUCUACAACAACAUCAAGGCUAUCGGCAACGCCGCGCCCGACAGCAAGGUCCCCAACGAGGAGAUGUACCUGAAAUGGUUCGCGAAAUCGUCCACGCCCCCCAAAAGGACCCCGAAGACGGCGUUCUUGAACGACCUGAGGAUACAUAGGUUAUCCGUGUCCUACAGAGGCGCCAUGUUGAACAUCAACCGUUACAGACUCAGGGCGUCCUCCUGCCCCGACAUAUACCGUAACUCUAUGACGACGAUCGCCAAGGAGAAGAACCAGUGGUUCUCGGCUCUGUGGGACCUUUGGGAUCUUUUGGUGGACAUAAUCGAUUUUUCCCAUUUCGCCGAUCCGAAGUUCCUGGUCUUCGCCCUGUCCAAUUUCCUCCUGUACACGUGGUACGACGUGCCGUACGUCUACAUGACGGACUACGCGACGACAGUCUUGAAGGUGACGCCCGAAAAUGCCUCCUUGCUGAUCUCCAUGAUCGGCAUCGUGAACAUGGUUGGCGAGAUAAUCCUAGGGUGGAUGGGGGAUCGACCUUGGGCGAACGCGGGCCUCAUCUACGCCUUCUGCAUGGCUUGUUGUGGUGGAGUAACAGCUCUCAUGCCAAUGACUACAGACUACACAGUCUUGUGCGCCUUGUCGGGAGGUUUUGGUUUCUUCAUUGCCGCCAAUUACUCCCUAGUCUCAAUUAUACUGGUGGAAUUGAUAUCGAUCGAUAGGUUUGCGAACGCCUAUGGGCUCCUACUGCUUGUGCAAGGUUUCGGUAACCUCAUAGGGCCGUCAUUAGGAGGUUAUAUUUGCGACGUAACAAAGAGUUACAACAUCACGUUCCUAUCCGCCGGCCUAUGCAUAGCAAUAUCCGGUGCUUUCUUGUUGAUCCUUCCGAUUUUGAAGAAAUAUCGAAAGUUCAUCUCUAGACAGGUAUCCAACGUUUCCAUAGAAGUGGAGGAGUCUAACAGAAACUCCAGAACCGACCCCUUGGACGUCUUGGACGACGCCAAAAGCAAAAACGGCAGCACUAAACAUUAGAGAUCGGUUAGGAUGUAAGCGAGGUAAAAAAAAGUUGUUCGUACUACGGUAACGUUAAUAUUGUUGAUGAUAUACGAAUUAUAUUGAAAGUAGAUGAUAGUUUAGGAUAUCUCGUAAAAACCUUUUUGAGAUCACAGUUUUUAAAUAUUCUGAAUUUGGAAGUCACUUAGUAGAAACUACCUCUGAAAGUUUUUGAAUCCCGCUUAAGAUUAUGGUGUUAUACGAUGAAUAAAGUAGUGGUUAAGGUCGCCUUUUCGAACCUAAAGUUUUUAAAUAGGUUCUAACAAUCUAUUCGAGGCAAUAAUUCUACCCUAAAUUUUCUACACGAAUAAAAUGUUGAUCAUCUUCAAUCUAACAAACUUUAAUACUUAUUACCACACAAUCAUCUUGAAAACACACGUUACGUAGUCAAACUUCUCUUACGUAGUUUUUCUAACCUCUUAGGGAUGUUCAAUCAAAGCAUUACGUAAAUCAGUCACUUACGUAACAGCUUCAACCCAUUCUGACUGAUUUUUAGAACCGAAUGACCUUGAUUGGUUACUGAUUCAGUAUUAAGUAAAAAAUUUAAAUUACUGGUUUAACUCUGAUAAUAUAACGUAUCACUAUCCGAUUCUAGUAUUAUACUUUUUGGUUUGGAAUGUUUCUGUCUUUUGUGAUGUCAUUUAAUCAAAAAUUCUCUCUAUAUAAAACUUGCCUUAUCGAGUAUUAUGAUUUGAAUGUUCGUGUUUCGAAGUACCUUAUAUAUUUGCCAAUUUUGUAAAUAUGUUCAAAGUAUAGGGGCUGUGUAAUAUUAAUUUAUUUUGAGAUAGAUUUUAAGGAGAUAGAGAGUUAGGUUAAAUUCACUAGAAGAAGCAAUGAAGCACACCACGAAUGUAUUUUACUUUUAUUUGAACGUUACUCAACGAAUAUACCCGGUUUUUGAAGGAUUUCAAUUUAGGUGGCCGGUAUUUUGUGUUGUUUACGGAAGUCUGAAUUCAUUUUGUUUUUCGAAAACAAUUUUUUUUCUCGUCUAUUGUGAAUAUAUCAUCAGUUUGAUUGAAAAAAAUUUGAAGACGAUUACUUCAUCGAUAUUUUGAAAAAAAAUUGAUUGGUAAUGUAUCUUCAUAUGAUGAAAGCAUCAAGUUCAGAUUCAUCUGAUGUUUAUUAAAGGUUGAUAAUAUCGUUGUUGAAAUUGUUUUCAGUAUUUUUUUAUUGAGUCGAGUGUUAUGAGUGUAUAAGUAUAUCUUUUUUAUUUUUUUACACGAUUUUCGUUAGUUUGAAACUUUGGCCAGAUUUCUCGAGCUUUUACCAUUUUUUUUUCUUGUGUAGAACCUAAAUAGAUUCGUCAAAAAUUAGAAUAUUUUUGAUAAAAAGCAUAACUGUGAUUAGAUGAAAAUAGAUGUUAAUUUUUCGCAGCAACAGGUGACGGUAAUGUUUUACCAUCACAAUCAGUUUUUCUCUGACCAAUUCCAAAGUUUCUUCCUUUGUUGUAGUGAAAAUACUCUCUUUUAGAACGUCACGAUUUCCGUCUCCAACCACAUCUGUAUUUUAAUUGAAUGUUUACAAUUUUGACUGCUUAGUGUUAAUUCGAUAAUCUGAAGUUCAAUGCCGUAUUUUAACAGACUUUUACUUAUGUAUAUAGUUUUUAGCGAAACUAUAGUAAAUUUCAGUAUGAAUAAAAUCAGUAUGAUUAAA
Molecule: messenger RNA, 4389 nt
Organism: Coccinella septempunctata (seven-spotted ladybird)
Lineage: Eukaryota; Metazoa; Arthropoda; Insecta; Coleoptera; Coccinellidae
Product: monocarboxylate transporter 12-like
Exons: 5
Coding region: 445-2715 (756 amino acids)
Biological process (GO): transmembrane transport; monocarboxylic acid transport
Molecular function (GO): monocarboxylic acid transmembrane transporter activity
Source: RefSeq, a predicted model, not a curated record